Molecule: messenger RNA, 1682 nt
Organism: Suillus subaureus
Lineage: Eukaryota; Fungi; Basidiomycota; Agaricomycetes; Boletales; Suillaceae
Exons: 4
Coding region: 143-1318 (391 amino acids)
Source: RefSeq, a predicted model, not a curated record
GUGGAUGCUAUUUGAUGAUGAGUAGAAUAACUCAACCUUGCUUACUUAAGAGGUGUUGGAUCCCGAUGAGGCCUACUUCAAUCAAGUCACUAGCGAAGUGCCCUCAAUACCAGCUCAGCGUUGCAAAGACCAUUGAUCACCGAUGAUAGAAUCAAGGGUAGAUUUUGCGUCACUCUCACUCUUCCCCGCGACACGUGCACAGGUUGAGGGGUCAUGGCGCCGAACGUGGCCACAAUGGGGUGGCACUCUGAGUCUCACAGAGUACCUCACGCGAGAGGCUGAGAUGGAAUCCAUGGAUCACGCAAAGGAUGGAAGACUGAUCACCUGGGUGCUGGCGCCACGGGAUGACCCAACUACUCUUGAUUUCAUGUGUUCCUGUGAGGCAUUCAAACGCUCAGGUCUCGUUGCUUACCCCUCCUCUUCUACUUCUGAGCCCAACUCAGUGCACGAAGUAACCUGUUACGCCAUUGCCAGUGUCUUCACCCCACCCUCCAAACGCGGGCGCGGCUAUGCGAGCCACAUGAUGCGCCUCUUAUAUUGGGUCAUUGCCUCACGUGCCAAUCUCCCCAAGUUCCCACAAGCAUGGGGCGCACCACCGGAGCAGGUAACGGAAGCUAGUGAGGGACUGUUCUCUUGCCUGUAUAGUGAUGUCGGAGAAUACUUUUACCGCUCCGCAGGCCCUGGGGGUAAAGAGGGUGGAUGGGAGACGCGGGGAGCCGUUUCGACUAUUUGGGACGUGGAUACAGAGGAGCGGAAUGAUGAUGAUGAUAUUGGGUGGACGUGGUUGACGCAGGAGCAGCUGAACGGACUUUGGGAUCGCGAUGCUGGGCGGAUCAAUAAAGAGCUGGCGAACAUGUUGACAAGCGACACCUCGUAUGAGGUGCAGCGCCCGGCAGCAUUUGUGACGUACCUGCCAACAAACGGUGUCUGUGGGUUCCACAUCCCACGCUCGACAUACGCUUCGGACGUUUCUAUGGUAGGUGGAUUCUGGGGUAUACAGUCUUUGAACGACCCAGACACGUAUGCAAGCUGGAGCGUGGACUUCAGACCUCCUCCACCAACGCUAAUCAUUACGCGGCUCUGUGCCAGUGAAGAGACGUUCCCUGGGCUAAUUGCGAAGAUCACUCAGGCGGCUAGACGCAGCGGAAUUGGGAAAGUAGAGGUGUGGAAAUUGGGAGAAGGAUUGAAGGACAUUGCGGAGAGGACGGGUGGGCGGACGGUUAUACGAAACGAACAUUUGCCACAGAUAGUGUGGUAUGGACCUGGAGCGACAGGGAAUAUAGAGUGGGUGUAUAACGAGAAGUUCGGCUGGUGCUGAUACGGGAUUGGGUCACAGUUGCAGAGUAAUCAGAGGUAUCGCGCAUCCACUUCCACUUCAAGAGAAGGUGUCUUCACCUUCCGCGAUAUUGAUGAGGCGGACAUUAAUACCACCACUCUUCUGAACGAUUACUGUUUUCAACUUCUAGUUGGCUAUGCCUUGGAGAAUAUUGAGGCGGAUGCAAACUGGUGAGUGAUUUUUUGGUCAGGCAGCGAGCAAUGCGACAUUGUAUACCGGUAGUUUUCGAGAGGGAUUUAAUGGUGCUAGAUUGAGAAACUGCUUGAACUGCUCCAGCACAUCGUAUCGCAGGUUGAGGACAGUGAUAUACUUACCUCAAACCAGGUUUAAACUCCCACUUACUUGA